GUGUUAUAGCAAAUAUGGCGAUGUCCAUGAGGAGGGCAUUACUGCCUCUGCAUCGAAUGAGAUGCAGCAAUUUGAAGGUAUUAUUUGAGAGAAUAUUGAUUGCUAUAGCUAUAAUUUACACAUAAUUCAUUGAAAUGUUGACUGCCCUGCUCCAGAAAACACCACCGAAAAAAGCUGUAGGUUUAUAGUCAGCAGUAGCUAGCCUAGCUAGCUGGCUAGCUAGCUAACCUAGCUUAACCCAGCAAGCAGAUCUUUUUGGAAGGCAACUCUUGCUAAAACAGUCAAUUUGUCAACUGACGAAGUUUUAAACCAGUUUAGCUAUCUAGCUAGUCUAUACUCAUUAAUCAAUGACCGUAGCCUACCUAAAAUACAUUAAACUUAAUAAGAUCUCAUAAUUGCAUUUUAUGACACUGUUUUCUACAGUCUCUUUGACUAGCAUCAUCAGUUUUUUGUAUUUAUUUCCAAAACCAAGUUGUUUGUUCAACUAAAUGCAUAAACGACAAUUUUCUCAAAUGUACCAUCAUAUUACUAUAUUAACCAUACAAUAAUAACCAAUUGAUAAUGAUGUUCAAUUCUCUUAUCUCCAUGAUUGCAAACCAUAUGAACAAAUUGUGCUAUAACCAUUGCAUAUACUGGUACUCCAUGAUUUCUUAUCUAAUCCACCAGCUUUUCCCUCAUGCAGAAUGCAGAGGCUUCACUGGAGGUACGGUAUCCCCUGCCCUUUGUUGUCCCGGUAAGGACCAAGAAGCGCUACUUCAUUCCCCCUGCAGUGGGGUUAAAAGGGAAGGCAGCAGCGUCGGCAGACCAGGAGGCCAAAGCCAGAGCGGCAGGUGUUGUCCUGAGGCAGGAGUACAUGGAGAGAGCCAUCAACAUCGCCUGCACUGGUACAGACCUGUUUAUGUGCAUUAAUACAGGUUUCAAAAUGUCAGACAGUCUGACACUACUGUUGAUGACUGCAUAUCAGCAGUAGUGUAAGACUGGCAGCCAUUUUGAGAACAUAUGUUCUAGACUUGUUCUCAAAGCGAGCUAGACCAGUACAGUAUCAGCAUAUAAAUUAUGGUCAUCUUCAAGUUCAAACCUUGAGUUUGUUGUACACAGAAUCAAAGUUAGGCGGGUUGCCACUGUUACAGUGAAGCUUAUAGUAUACAUAGUCACAAUAACCAAUAUCUCUCUCCUUUCCCCUACCACAGCGGGAGUGUUUGACCCCUAUAUCCCCCCAGAAGGUGAUGCUCGUCUCUCCAGUCUGUCCAAAGAGGGUCUGAAACAGCGCACAGAGCAGAUCAAACAGGGUGCUGCCUCCCAGCUAGCGUAAGACUGUCUUCCUGUGUUACACUCUAACAUUGACCCCCGCCCCAUUGUUUAUCUUUUUGUAGGAUAUUGAGGGAUCGUUCCUUAUCUUUCACACACACUCAAAUACUCCCAGCUAGCAAAGACUGUCUGUCAUGUACUCCUUAGAUAUUCUUACUCUCAAUUAGUAUUAGACUUAGACUGAGUACCUAUGUGUAACUUAUAUUGCAAGAACGCCUUUGGCAUUGAAACAAACCCGGUCACACUUUAAACGAACUUAGAAAGGCUUUAUAGUACAUUCAUGAAGGCCUUAUAAAGGGUCUAUGAAGGCUUAAAAGUUGUGGUUCAUUUAAAGUGGGAACACAAACCUCAUCUCCCCUGCAGGAUACGCAAGAUCAAAGACCAUGACGCUGAGUUCACCACAAAGGCAUUCCCAGUGAAGGCUCAGGAGAUCUUCAUUGAAGCUCACAAUGCUCUCACACAGUAAGAGAUACACUCACUCUCAUAUGACCCAUGUAAACUUCUCCCUAUCCUGCUUACACUCUUGGCUACCAGGCAAAGAUGAUCUGUGAAAGGGGUGGGUGGUGUCCCCAGUUAUUCCAGUGAGGCAUUUCUAAUGGAAGUGAGAUAGUGACUCACUGUGGUCAUGAUGGAUAUAUUGCUUUCACUGAUAUAGCUUGCUGUUAAAGUCUGUUUAGGCUAAUCUUGUUUGUCAAUCUGAACUACCUGAUUUGGUCUGGUCAUUAAGAAAAUGCAGCGGCCAUGACUGAAUGCAAACAAGAGUUGUCUUGGGGGGGGGGGGGGUUAAUGUGGGUGUCUCGUGUGUGUGUGUUCGCACAUGGCAAGCGUUUGUACAUUCACUCUGCCAAAACAGUACACAGUUAGUCACUCAGCCUUCUAAUCAACUUGAAACAGUCUAACCAGGUCUUUUCUUGAAGUCGCCUAGGCUAGCUAGUGCUAGCCAACUUCUUUCUCCAAUUAGCUUCAGCCUGCUGGGUGUGUGACCGUGGUGAAGUUGGUUUGACAUUGGAUAGCCCAUCUCUGGGGCUAGUUAGGGUCCGUCAAUAAAUUACACAAUGUAAAUGGAACAAUAUUUUCAUAUUGUGCAUCUUUUAGUUGUCUCAUUAAAUGCUUUAAAUAUUUCUAUAUCAAUUUCUACAAUUGAUAGUUUGUUUUGAGGUUUUUAAGUAAUUGAAAUAAGGAGCUAUUGACAUUUUAAAAUAUUGUCCCAUGUACAUUGUGUAUUUUACCGAUGGUCCCUAACUAGCCCCAUAGGUAUAUCGAAUGUCAAACCAAAUUGACCAUGGGCAUUACAAUCUGGUUGUGCAGCUGCGCUCCGAAUUGAUGAUUACUUGGGUGCUGCCAGCUUUGGGCAUGUGGCCAGGAUUGAAAUAAACACAACCCUAGGAAAACUGUUACGGUACCCUUCAUUCCAUGACAUACCAUUUUUUCCCCUAUCAUCUUGCAAAUCUCAGUUUUGGAUGAGACUGACUUUAUUACCAAAAUUAUCCUAUUUACACUUUAUAGUACAUUUUGACACCAGAAUAAAUGUUUCUGGCUCAUCGAUGCCACAUAGGCCGCUAUCAAAAUGAGAAGUUGGUGUUUAGGGGCAGUCGCUCUUUAAGCGUAUCACCCUUCUUCUGUCUGUGUGUUUCAGGUUUAACAAGGAGAAACUUCACUCCCUUGUGACAGAAAGAUGUUACCCUGUAAGUUCUCCCUCCUUCAGGCAGUUAUUGUCACCAUCACUAGGACACUUGCUUUAACUGUUACUGUUUAUACAAUACACAGGCUAUUUAUUUCAGCAUGUAUAUUUAUCUUCAGUUCUAUUUGCACUGAUACAAUCCCAGUGUUAUCAUGAUGUCAUGAAAAUUGCUGCUGCUGCAAAUAGUGUGUGUGUGGUUGCACUUUAGGGUUGGGCGGUAUCCAGAUUGUCAUACUGUCAUGUCAUACCUUUUCUGUGCCAUACUGGUGUAUGCGGUAUUACCAGAAGUGCACACAAGGGGCGCUGUUUUUAAACGCUCAAAACAAUUUAGAAACCGGGCUCUUGAUCCAGUAGGGGAUUGAAUGUCUCUGCUGUAACCAAGAAGCUUGAUCUUGAUGACAUCUAGCCAGUUAGCAAACCAAAUGCAUAGCUGGAGCCCUGAGUUGGUAUAAUUUAUUUGACACAUCUUAGAUUUCUUAUAGUUAUACUUAACUUACAGUUAUAAGCAGUGGGGUAGCACGGAGACCACGUGAGUUAGGGUGCCCCCAACGGUAUAUCACCCAAGCCUAUUGCACUUCAUUUUACGGUACAGAAAUAACCAAAUAUUUUCCUAAGAAAUAGUAUGAUAAAACGUUAAUUACACUUAUAACCUAUGUUAUAACCUAGAAGUUACUUGUUGUGUUUGUCUUUAGGAUGCUCUUUUAGCUUAGAUGACAUUAGCUCACUGUCUGUCCAUCCUGUGCAGGAGAUGGUUAGGGGGAACCGCUACAAGACACUGCGGUGGCAUUUCGUGGAGUCCCUGGAGCCGCCCAAGGUGGUGCAUGCCCGCUGCCCAGACAUGGUCAGCAAAGGCAACAUGUAUGGGCAGGUUACGGUGCGCAUGCACUCCAGACAGGUGAGACGGACAGUCUCAAACACACAGUCUGUCACUCUGAAAAGGGUUGUCAUCAUUUUGGAAUACUGUCAUGAUAAACCACACAGGUUGGGUACUAUGGAAUCCCACAUUUUGAAAUGUUAAAAGGAGACAAUGGUGCUUUGCUUAGCUUUAACUAUAAGGGUCAGCAUUUAUUUAUAGACUGAAACAUUCACAUUGCAAUAGCAUUAGCAUAGUAGUAAUGAGUGAACCAAUUAGUAAUGGACCAAUUAGUAAUGAGUGAACCAAUUCUCUCUUAACUCACUCAUUCUCUUUUCUCCUUUCCCCCUACCUUCUCCUGCCCCCUGAAUCUGUCCCACUCUUAUGGCUGAACGUAACCACCCUAAUGGCUACAUCAUCGUUUCACCAUAAUCAUCAAUAAGGGUUGUCUUACCUUGUUGCGUUACCUGAAUUAACAUAAUUCCUAAAUUGUUAACUCGUGCCUGUUCUGGUGGUUAGACCCUGGCUGUCUACGACCGCUUCGGCAGACUGAUGAUGGGGAGCGAAGAGGAGCCCAGGGAUGUGCUGGAGUACCUGGUUCUGGAGAGGCACCUCAUCAACCCAUACGGCAUGUGGAGGUUACAUGGCAAGAUAGUACCAGCCUGGGCCCCAGUCAAGGAACCCGUCGUCAAGGUGACCUUUCAUAGGAGUCUAUAGCAAGUUUUCUGAUUAAAGGGGCACUUCACAAAUUAAUGAGGUUAAAAAGUGGUGAUGUGCCCCUUUAACUCUGUUUACCAAAAGGGUUGAUUAGAAAGUUAUUAGAUGACUUAAUGAAAUUCCUGAAUACAUUUUCUGUUCAUUAUUGGAAUGGACUUUAAUGAUUUGUAAUGUACUGCAACUCUGUUUACCAUAUGUGUUUUGUCUCGGACAGUUUUAGAACUGGCCUUAGAUUUCCUCAUUCAGUGUUCUCAGUAACUUGUAUGGUACUUAAAAGCUAAUAUGAGCGCCCAUUUGUCUGUGGUUUUAAUUUCUGCUUACUGGCUUUAUUUCCUCUGUUUCAGACCGUUAUGAUCCCUGGCCCGGACCUCAAGCCAGGCGAGGAAUUUGAGGAGCUCAACUAUGAAGUGCCCAAGCCUAAGGCUGUGCAGUGGCACAAAUAGACCACAGGUGGGAGCUGCAAUUCUGGGCCAUCACAUACAGACUCAAAAUCAAAUGUUAAAAUGAACAUUCUAGUUUUUUAAAGAAAACAUAAUGAAGCUACAUUUAGUUUUCUGCCUUUUUUAUGUAAAAAUACACUGUUGUUCGUCACACCUUACACGUGUAUAUCUAAAACACUUAAAAUAAUCCAUAUUGUCCAGAUCUGUAGAGAUUGUAUGGUUUAUUUCAAUGGUGAAUAUAUUACAUGUUAAUUUAAAGAAUACAAAAAUAAAAUGUCCCAUCUCUUUUUUCAUACCUUUUUGAUUUCAGUGAAUGUACAUUUAUAUCAGAAUAAUCUGUACUUUUCAUAGGCAAUACAUACAAAAAUAACUGAAAUCUCAACCGAAAUAAUUUAACAUACAUACAAAAAGGAUGCAUUGUGUAAUGAUGAUAUUUGAUUCUACUUAACAAAAAGACAUAGCACACCCAUUCAAAAAACACAUUACAUGCAUCAAAAAACAUUUACAAAACUAAGUUGGUCCAUUGCGAAUAACAUGAGGCAGCGCAUGAAGAUGAUAUCACCACCACACAAACUUUAAUUGUCACUGAAUGAGGAGAUGUGGCAAAUUUGGAUGGAUUACAUUUGGUAAAUAAAGCAUGGAAAUGGUGAAUAAAGCAAUCACAAGGGCCAUAUGUACAGUUUUAGGAGGACUAUACUGAGGUGCAGUUAUUUUAGGGCAACUGUUUCCAAAUUGAGUUGUUGCUUAAAAAAAAAAAGUUGAAAAAGGUUCGGUUUUGCAUCCUCCUCAAAGUGUAGGUAUACCUUUUUAAAUAUAUUAAUUAAUUAAUUCUGCUAAUAAAAUUGGUAUUAUCAGUAUUGUAAAUUAUUCAAAAGAACAGAUUAUAGCUAGUUCUUCACAAGUCAGUAUUGAAUUAGUACGAUUUAAGUUCUCUGUUAAAGUUAGAUGUAUUAUAUUAUUAAUAAUAGCACUGUGUCUGUGGGGACAUGAUUAUGUUGUUCAUCUACAUUACUGACAUUACAUUUUAUAUCCUUGUAGCCACGACUGUGUAAUUGACACAAUUGACUUUGAAAAAACACACAUUAAUAUUACAGCUGGAAAGCUGUCCUUAAAUUGUAUGGAAUGUGUUUAUAGCAGGCAACACAAGGACAUGCAUCACCACUAUUAUAAUCAGUGAUUUCCAAAAUCCUGGCUGUGCUUACAAGUUAACCUGAAGGAACACUGGUCUAGUGUAGAUUAUUUCCCUGUGUGUCUAUAAGGAGUUAUCACCAGCUUCAUAAAGCUCAGGCUGUUAUUUUUGAAACACAUUGUCAACCUUUUACAGUCAUGGCAAUCGGGUUUUAACUGUGUGAUACAGAAGAGCACAUUGUCACUUAUAAACACACAAAGACACAGAAAACAAUAUACAUCUCUAAAAGGGGUCAAAGUGGGAAGAAGAAGAGCGACUGCAUCCAGACGCUUUCUCUGAUUGAGAACCUGGGGGGGUAAAUGUACCUCUGGUGGACAGAGCCGUUGCAGAUCCUGGCCCAGGGGCAUAUUGCUUGUGUAGCAGUGUCUGUUGGGGAGUGUUAUGGAUGGACAGUCCAGGGGCCUUUGCUACAUUCAGGUUUGCAGAGAUCAUGUCCGAUUCAUUACCCCCCUGCUAUGGGACAGCUUUGCACAGUGACCCAGACAGUGAAUCAUGUGCAACAACCCACUGAGACCAUUCUUGUUCUAGCCAGUAACUGACAGGCCUGGCGUUUACAAGUCGGAUGGGAAGACGAAGGCUUCUGCAGCACUCUCGGCAUCGUCUUCCUCCUCUUCCUCUUGGAAUGUUUUCAGGCUCCCAUGUAAAAACGUCAGAGUUAUUGUCGUGUUCUGUGAUGGAUGAGGGGGAGGCGGGUGGUUUGGUUCCCUUCCAUCUCCCAAGGGCACAUAGCAUCACGCCGAGCCAGGGGCAUGUUAGCUUUGGCCGCCUCUGCCGCCUGCGUGCUGCCGGCUGCAGGUUCUUCAGCGUCACCCUCUUCCAUAGAGAGUGCACCCUGGGUCUCUGUGACGUCCUCUCUGCCACUGGCAAGGAUAGUUUCCUCUUUCUCUGCAGACUUUUCUGGUUCAUCAGUUUCCCAUGGGCAAAUGUCUGCUCGAACACUUUCUUGCUUUUUUAUCUUCUCUGGUUCUAUAGGAUCCCUGGUCUCCCAUGGACAAAUGUCUGCCUUGGUGCUGUCCUGCCUUUUAGUCUUUUCUGACUUUUCAGCUGGACCAGUUUCCCAUACACAAACAUCUGCCUGAACACUGUCUUGCUUUUUCAUCUUUUCUGGUUCUUUGGGGGCAUCAGUUUCCCAAGGACAAAUAUUAACUUGAACACUGUCUCGUCUUUUCUCUUUAUGUGUUUCCUUGGAGAUAUCUGCUUUAGUACUGUCUUGUCGAUUUGUCUUGUCAGUCUCUCCAGUUUCCCAAGGACAAACAUCAUCUUUCUCCUCUGUCUUUUUUGGCUCCUCAGUUUCCCAUGGACAAACGUCUGGUCGAGUGCCAUCUCGUCUUUUUGUCUUGUCUGGCUCAUCAGUUGCCCCAGCUUCCCAAGGACAAACAUCUUCCAGAACACUGUCUUGUCUUUUAGUCUUUCCUGUUUCUAUGGAGACAAUAGGCAGAGUGAUGUCUUGCUGCUCUGUAUUUUCUGGUUUCUCAGUCUCCCAAGGACAAAUAUUUACUUGAACGCUGUCAGUCUUUUUUGGAUCAGCUUGAGUGCUGCCUUGACAAACAUUUGUACAAGGGCCGUCUUUUCCUUCUGUCUUUUCUUGGUCUCCAAUGUCCCAUGGACAAAUGUCUGUUUUUGCGACUGUGGUCUCCUGGGAAAAUGAUCCUUUGGUGAUAUUUAUGGUUAUGGGUGGUGUUGGACUCUCCUCCUCUUCCCAAGGACAAAGUACUGUCAAGUCUUUCGGUGGGUCAGGGAAUUCCCAUGGACAUGCUUUCGCUAAGGGGACACUUAGUUUUUCAGGGGCAGAUUUAGCUUGCUCUGUGCUUUUUGUUUGUACAUCUUGUUUCCCAAUGCUUGGCGUGUCCAUUGAUUCCCAAGGACAGACAUUCUCCCGUACACCGUCUUGGGAUGUUGGGGUUUCUUCAGAUUCCCAUGGACAGACUUUGGCAUGUAUUGUCUCCUGACGUUUUGCUGGCGCCUUACGCAAUCCCUUGUCCUCCUGUGGAUUAACAUUUUCAUAAAUAAUCGCUACCUUUACUUUUUCAGGGAAGGAAUCCCCCACAUCCCAAGGGCAGACAUCAACCCGUACACUCUCUUGGGGUUUCAGGCCGUGAGAAGUCUGUGGGGUUUCAUCGGUUUCCCAAGGACAUACAUCUGUUGGUUUCUUGUUUCGACCCUCUGGUUUCUUCUCAGACUGGUUGGACGCUGAGGUAAUUGGGUUGGCAGAAACAUCAGCUUCCCAAGGGCAUACAUCUCCCCGGACACUCUCCUUUCUUUUCAUUACUUCUUCCAAUACUUCUUCUGAUUCCCAAGGACAUACACUGACACAUGCAGGCGCCUUUGGAUCCUCCUCUGGUUCCUCCACCUCCCAUGGGCAGAUGUCUGCUAUGGUGCUCUGUUGUCUCUGUGGGGCCUGCAUGGAGGAAGCAGGAACAUCCCUUGGGCAAAUAUCUGAUUGGUCAACACUCAAAGCAGGCCUAAUUUGGCUACCUCUUCUGUGAGUGGAAGGAGUCUUAGCUGUGUUAUGUGCACUGUUUUCCCUUGAGAUGAACACAUUUUCAUACAUACUGUCCUUUUGCAUGUCCUCUGAGUCCCAGGGAUAGACAGUGGACUGUACAACCACUAUUCUCCUAGGACUUCUUUCAGAGGAAUCACUUGAGGACACCCUGAUUGCAGCCUGUUUCACGAGGGCAGGUUUCACACCUACUGUUGUCAUACUUCUUUUCUGCUGUGUCCUCUUGUCUACGCUUGAAACACUAUAUUUCUUCUCCAAAUUUGAAACACUUGGUGAUUUCGUUUUUGCGCUUGAAAUGCUUGGAGUUUUUAAUUUUAAUGCUGCGACGACAGCGAUGGCGGCUACACUCCCCUGGCUUUUUUGUGAAAUUGAGUCCUGUUUCUUUACCGUAUCUGCUGCUGUCUCCUUUUUGGCUUUUUCCUUGAUGCUUGCAUCCACAGAUCCUACAAAAGAUUUCACAGAGAGCCAUUUCUGGGUGGAAGUGCGGAAGGAGAAGGCCCGCAUGUCCUUUGCGGCCUUUAUGGACCCAGGUACACUAGCGGAGAUGGGAGCCUGGGGUCUCAGGGACUCGCAUUCUGCCUCUCCCCCUUGUGAAUCCCCAGCAGGACUUUCUGCUGGGGUAGGAACUGGUAUAUGGUCCCAGGGGCAAAUAUGUUUCAGUAUUGGUGAUAAUAAACUCUCUGGACUCUGUGGUUCUUCCUCAGAGGGAGCAAAGGUAACGUGUGGCUGGUUCUUGUUGGCAGGGCGUUCCUCCUCCAGCUCCCAGGGACACACUUCGGCCUUGUCAUAGGACUGGGAUUGCACAAGGGCACUUGAGGUCUGAUCCUUGAUAGCAACAUCCUGUUGGGACUGCCCUUGCUCGCCUGGGGUAUCUCUGCCUACCCGGGAGGUGUCUUCCAGACUGUGGGCUUUACUGGACGCUAAACUCAGUGACUUGUGUAGCUUGGUAGGUCCAGGAAGCAGGAGAUUGUUAUUGACUGUAAGGUUUUGGGCACUGGCCGACUUACAGACCAAUGGUGCGAUAUACAGCGAGUCUGUCUCAGAGCGCUGUGAGCACCUCUUAGCUAGAUUCGCCCUUAACAUGGAGUCGUGCAAGGAGGGGUCCUUAUCUGUUACAUAGUCAUAGUCACUUUGAGAUUUACGCAGCACUGGUGAAGGCUGCUUUACUGGUUCAUCUUUGUAAUUUACGUUAAAAGUAUCUGGCGCUCUCUUACAGGACUCAGAGUGCGUAACAUCCCUGCUGCCCAGGUUGACCUCUUUGCCCUCACGGCUGCACUGUCGGCUCAUGGACUCUGGGAUCUCAGUGAUACGCUUUAUGAAGGACCGGCCCAGCCCGCGCCGAGAGCUGCGCUUCUUCUGCAGGUGGGGGUUGUUUGCUGUCAUCUUCUUGGUCUUGUGGACCUCCAAUUGACCAUACAAUUUCUUCAGCUCUUCCUGGUGCAGGUAAAAAGGAAGAGAGAAGGAAGGAUAAAGGGAAUUAGGGAGGGUAUUGGUAUGUGAGCAGAGGAAAAACCACAGGGAACAGUUAGUUGGGGAAGAGUUAUUGUUAAGGACAAGGAGAGCAAGUUUAGGGAGAAGAGAACGGUCAGGCGGAGGAGAAAACACAGGUCAGGUCUAUGCCAGGCCACAUAUUGUGAAAUACACACAGGGUUUUUUAUGUCUACGUUUUAUAAUGAAAAUUAGAGUUGGUUUUAAAUUAGUUUAAAGUGAUCCUACAAAUGGUUAUAGCAGUAAUUCGAUGUUUAUAAUUGUUUUAUUUUACUAAAGUUUAAAUUCGAUUUAAUAAUUUCUCCCCCUCUUGGCCUAGACAGUGCCUGAAUACAAAUGGUCACUUAGUAAGGGUCCAGGGCAGAAAGGGAGUUUACCCGAAUGUCAUCGGGGUCCAAGCUGUGGUCACUCCAAACUGCUGAGGUAAAACUGCUGUUGAGGUACGAGCCGGAUCGCCGCAAGUCCACCUCAUCCUCAUACACCUCCUUUGCAAUCUCCUCUCUCCCUGCCCUCGACACAUGGAGGAACUACAGAACACACACACACAGAGUAGUUAUGUGUCAGAGACAGAUUUAUACUUGCAUUGAUUGUGGAAGAAAAUUGC
Messenger RNA from Coregonus sp. 'balchen', 10780 nucleotides. Lineage: Eukaryota; Metazoa; Chordata; Actinopteri; Salmoniformes; Salmonidae. The record is from the annotation of a GenBank genome assembly.